Messenger RNA from Desarmillaria tabescens, 862 nucleotides. RefSeq lists its product as uncharacterized. The record is from RefSeq and is a predicted model, not a curated record. Bases 127 to 426 code for a protein of 99 amino acids. Lineage: Eukaryota; Fungi; Basidiomycota; Agaricomycetes; Agaricales; Physalacriaceae. The transcript is spliced from 2 exons.
GCGGAUCGGCCCGUUUAUCCCGCCAAGACCAAAAUAAACCUUGGACCCCCUAUCCCCAUCUUCCAUCCUUACGCCCAUCACGCCGUCUCUCUCGACAGCACCAUACGCUCUUUAACAGUCGCCACCAUGCCUUUCACCACUGCCGUCGACUCUGCCCACUCAUUUCUUCACGAAUGCCUCGUCAUCAUCCUCAUUGCAUACCCAGUCCUCCUCUUCCUCGUCCGUGUCUAUCCACAGAACCUCAUUUCCCCGGUCUUCCUCUUAGCAUUGACGACAAUGUGUACCUUUGUAGUAUCCGCGGUACUGAGCGUCGUUAUCCUGAUGUUCCACCCACCAGAGAGUAGAGAUGUUGAGGGUUGUCGCGACGAGAAACUUGUCGCACCGAUGAUUGUUAUAUCGGAGCAUGAUGAGGAUGAGAAGUUAUGAGCAUAUACCUGGUUUUCUUUGGGUUUAGGGUCGAAAUACUGGCCUCACAUUCAUUUCACGUUAGGCGUUAGCUGGGCUUUUAUGUCUGUCAGAAUUCAAAUUUCUAGGGUGAUUGUUGUGCGAAGGUGUCACUGCAAGUCGCAGAACGCUCCGGGAUAUCGAAUCGCCGUUGUUAUUUUCGAACUGUAUCGCCAGAGAAUGUUCCUUAGAACCGGCGAGGUAGUAUUAGCUGUCCUUCGUCGUCUAGGAAGAAAAGGACGGUGUGCACCUUUCACCUCUGUUACGAUCACCGGAUAAUUAAUCACUUGGAUGACUUGAUGGUUGGUAGCGAAUAGGGUUAGUAAAUUUAUACUAUUUACUAUUUUUUUAACCCCCAUUCCUGGAGAGGCUUGACACCAAGCUUACUUGGAAACAUUUAUAUAGCUGGUCCACCCGG